This is a messenger RNA of Drosophila sechellia, 4134 nucleotides long. RefSeq names its product Topoisomerase I-interacting protein (gene Topors). Lineage: Eukaryota; Metazoa; Arthropoda; Insecta; Diptera; Drosophilidae. Gene Ontology annotation, biological process: protein polyubiquitination; protein monoubiquitination. The record is from RefSeq and is a predicted model, not a curated record. The transcript has 5 exons. Gene Ontology annotation, molecular function: ubiquitin protein ligase activity; metal ion binding. Bases 431 to 3577 code for a protein of 1048 amino acids.
GACACCUCACUAAAUAUAUUUUCCAAACAUUUUUUAUUUCCAAUAUUUAUUCAGAACUAAUUCAAAAGUAUACCAAUCUCCGUGCUCUGCAGCAUUUAACGGUGUAAAAUUAACAGAGAUAUAGUGCGAUUUCUGGCCCGAAAAUUGUGCUAUAUCACGGGACAGGCCACUGACCACCACAUAGACCGCAAGGGAAUACGGAUAAUGCGGCCACUGUCCCGGAAAAGGCCGCUGGAAAACGAGGCAUGAGACCCGAAUUGCGAACCAGAUGAUAUAGUAGCGUGCCAGCCAGCGAGUGCAAGCGAGAGAAGGCGAGAGGAGCAGAGUGAGAGAGAGAGGAGGACAGAGUAGACACAAAACUUCGGCCCCAAGUUCUCGCCCAUCUUACGGCCGAUUUUACAGCGUAUAUAGCCGCUAUAUAGUCGCCCGAAUGGCGGAGGAGAAUCCCGGAGGUCUUGCCGGCAUCGUGCCCUAUUUGGGAGUGGAUGAGUUGGGCGCAUCGGUAAUUGUGGAGCCGGGAUCGGAAGGAUCCAAUGUCGGAAGCCGGACGCUACCGGCUGCGGCCAUGAAGUUUGCUGAUCUCACCGAGAGCGGCAGUGAGUCGGGAGACAACGAGGCCGAGGAACCCGUAUCCGCUGGCCCGGAUAAUGCCAACGCCAUCGGUGAGGCGGGCACCAGUGCAUCCGCCGCGGAGGAGAACGGAACAGUAGAGCGCACCUCGCCGCCGCCCAAUUGCGCCAUCUGCUUGUCCCGGUGCAGGAGGAAGUGCUUCACGGACUCGUGCAUGCACCAGUUCUGCUUCAAGUGCCUGUGCGAGUGGAGCAAGAUAAAGCCCGAGUGUCCACUGUGUAAGCAGCCCUUCAGGACCAUCAUACACAAUGUCCGCACCCUGGACGACUACGAUCGCUACCCGGUGCAGACCACGUCGCCGGUUCCAACGGAAAAUCCAUCCCUACGUUUCCACAUUGUGAGGCGUCCCAGGUAUAUGCCGCUGGUGCAGAACGAGGCCGUCAUUGUCAACGACAUCGAGGCGGCCAUAGCGGCAGGAGCUGCUGGUGAAGAGGUGCUUCCGGCGGCAGAAGUAGCAGCUGGCAGGCAAUCGUACAGCCGCUUCGAGCCGUAUCGCUCGGAGCUGAUGAAUUACUACCAGCACGACCAGGAUGCAGCCACAUCGGGCUCAUUGAGCCAGCUCUGGCGACGUUAUGUGUACGAUAGAAAGCUGUAUGCUCUGCCCGUCAGCGACAGCGUGACGGGACACUUUCGAGAGUGGAGCGCCCGUUUUUACAGAAACAAUCCUGCUCAGAUUCAUCGCCUGAUGCCUUGGAUUCAUCGCGACAUCAUGUGCCUACUGAGGAAUGCUGCACAUAGCGUGAACACUGUGAUGACGCUGAUGAACGACCUCCUGCCCAUGACCAGCUUACUAGGUCCUACAUUCCGUCGCCGGCUGUCGCCGUAUCUCGGCGAGCGCACCAGUCACUUCAUCCACGAACUGUUUAACUUUGCCCGCUCCCCGUAUGAUAUAAACGGCUACGACCAUGUGGUGCAGUAUUCGGCACGAGUGGCCGAGGAGGUGGAGGUGGAUCUGUUGGACAUGGUGGAGACACAAUCCUCGAACAGUGAUGAUCUGCAUUUGGAGGUUGGAGAUGCGGAUGCUAUAAACCCUGACUUCUCUCCGGACUGGAGCCCCCCUAGGGUACGCCCGUCGACCAGUGUGAUUGUGACCAAUCCUGGUGCCACACAUUCCUUCAGCGUGACAAUGGCCAGUGAUGGCAGUGAGCUGCCGGGGAUUUCCAUACGCCGUACAACCAAUGUUGGCUCCCAAACGGUGGCCAUUAACCUAAGCAUGAGGCGCCCAGCGGCGGUUGCCAGCGAGGAAGCGGAAGUCAUCGAGAUCGACGACGGCGAUGCGGCCGCAAAUGCAGAGGUGGCGGCUAUCAACGAUGGCAGCAACACCAGCAGGAGACACGCAGGUGCUACUCUUCCAGUGAGUGCGCACAUCGAACUCGGGAGCAGCAGCAGUUCCGGCGAUGAGGAUGAGUGCGUCUUUGUGCUGGAGCUGAAGCCACCACACAUGCGCACUCCCGAGCAGGUGAGCCUCGACUCAAAUAGUGACUCCGAUGUGGUGUUCGUAAAUGAGCAACACGAAGCUGCGCCGGCCGCAAUUGCCGAUAACCGGGCGACACAAUCCCCGUUGGAUCCGCCCUCCAGGGAUCAGGGCCUGUUUAUGGGACCCAGCACAAGUGGUGCAGCGGCCAACAGAGGCAAGAACUGGAAGCUGGUCAUGGCGGAGACACGGCGCCUCGAUCAGUUGCGCACGCUGCGCUGUAUACGUUCAAAGAAAUCACGCCAGCGGUCCUCAAUGCCUGCCCGCAGUGACAGUGGCAGCAGCCCCAGCAGCUGCUGCAGCAGCUCCUCCUUUCACUUCAGCAGCAGCAGCGAUGAGGAUAGCAGUGACAGUAGUACCACCACUUCCGAGCCACCCAAAAAAAAACCACGCAAGCGAGUGGCGAAUAAAAAGCGCUCUAAAAACGGGUCAAUUGGGAAAAGGACAUCUCGUAAACGGAAGGCCAAAGACCAGAAUAUUAAACACGAGCAGCUGGCAAUGCUGGAACAGCAGCAGAAGAGCCAACAGAAGCCCCAGCGACAACCGGAAAGCAGCAGUGACAGCUCAAGUUCGUCCGAUGACGAGUCAGGUGGCGAUAGCAGCGAGUCAUCUGGUCAACCCAACACGAACAACAACAAUUCCAGCAGCGAUUCCGAUGAUGAUAGCACUGUAAACCUGCAGCUCAGUGCUUUGCGCGCCACACUAAAAGCGGAGGCAACUCUGGAGGAUAGGAAACCAGUAAAACUGGAGCUUCAGUUGCCCGAUGACGACCAGGCGGGGCCACACCACUCACGGAUGGCUCCAGCGCCGAGAGAGGAUAACGAACCGGGUUGCAGUGCACCGAAACGGCGACGCAGUUGCAGCCACAGCAAUCAGUCCAGCCAGAGUGCCAGUUUGGCCAGCAGUUCGACAGCCACCUCGGGCUCAGCUCCAAUAAGUUCGUUUGCCUGGAGAGUAGCGGGCUAUUCCGGCGAUCCCCUAAUGCGCGGCCAUCCGGCGAUUGAGGAGCACGACAUAGCCAACUCCCUAAUCGAACUGUCCACUCUAACGCAGCCUGUGGACGUCGGACUCUUCAACGAGCAUUCUAAUUCGGCAGAUAAUUCCAUAGGCAUGCUGCGCAACACGUUGUGCGACAGCCCACAAGCUUUGACUGCGGAUGACGCCAAUCUAGAUAACUAUUUCGAUACAGAUGCGGAUCCGGAGGCGGCCAGCCAUGAACGGGAUGCCUAUUUGCUGGAGGCCGCAAUCGAUGUGGUUGGCGAAGCAGAGUUGGAAACCGCGGAGGAUACAGCCACUGCCACCGAAGAACAAGAUGAGGAGGAUGAAGAGGAUGAAGAUCAAGAGGAAGACGACCAGGAAGAGGAAAAAGCUGCGGAUGAAGAAGAGGAAGAGGAGGAGGAGGAGGACGACGAUGAUAGCGACAACCACGAUGAAAACGAGGAGAAUCGGGGGCUACUGGCGUAUCUAGCAUAAGCCACUGAUUUUGAUUUUCAUUUAAGUUGCUAGUUUAAGGGAAUGUUUAACUGGUUUCCGUAUUGUCUUGUUCCGAUUCCUGAAAUCCCCAAACCCCUUAACAUAAUACUUGUAAUUGUAAUUGCUAUGUAACUGAUGUAUUCUAGGCCUAAGAUUGCCAUUUUAAGUUGUACAUAUAUAAACACCAAUAAUAAUAAUAAUAAUAAUAAUAAUAAUAAUAUCUAUUAUGUUUACACACCCAUCCAUGUCUUACAUACAUAUAUACCCCCCUCGCAAGACGCAUUCUGUAUCCUCCUGAAGAACAUCGAUUGUAAAUGUAUUCACUUAGGUUAGCCGCAGCUAUAACUAACUAACUAUAAACAAUGACAACUAACUUUACUAUCGUAGCUUUUAAAUCGUAGAACUAGCGCUGAUCAUGUAUGACGAGGGUGUUAAUGUUUUUUGCAUAGGUGGGCGUGGCCAGUUAUGAAUUUUAGUGAACUCAACAUACAUACAAUGAACAAAAGAUAUCUGUAAUACGAAUCAAAUACAUAAUAAAUGUAAAGAUUAAAUGUAAA